CCCCGGCGUGCCCCGCCGCCCACCGCGGGGCCGAGCGGGCGCGGCAUGGCGCUGCGGGGCUGCCUGCGGGCCGGGCGCGGGCUGCUGCGAGCCGCGGGGCCAGCGCGGCCGCCCGCCCGCCGGGAUUGCGCCGGGGGCCGGCCGCCGGCCUUCGGGUUCCUCUUCGACGUGGACGGGGUGCUGGUGCGGGGCAGCCAGGCGGUGCCCGCCGCCCGCCGGGCCUUCCAGCGCCUGGCGGACCGCGGCGGGCGGCUGCGGGUGCCCGUCGUGUUCCUGACCAACGCCGGGAACUGCCUGAGGGCGGCCAAGGCCCGAGAGCUCUCCCAGGCCCUGGAGAUGCAGGUCUCUCCAGAGCAGGUGAUCCUGUCCCACAGCCCGCUACGGCUCUUCAGCCAGUUCCACCAAAAGUGCAUGCUGGUGGCUGGGCAGGGGCCCGUGGAGGAGAACGCCCAGAACCUGGGGUUCAAGCACGUGGUUACCAUAGAGGCACUGAGGAAGGCAUAUCCUCUGUUGGACAUGGUGGAUCAGAGCCGGAGGCCAAAGGAGAUGCCUCCUCCAACCACUGGCUUCCCCACUAUAGAAGGAGUGAUUCUGUUUGGUGAGCCAGUGAGGUGGGAGACAAGCCUGCAACUUAUUGUUGACGUACUCUUGAGCAACGGGAACCCUGGGGCAGAGCUGAAAGAUAUACCAUACCCUCACCUGCCUGUCCUUGCCUGCAACAUGGAUCUCCUGUGGAUGGCCGAAGCCAAGAUGCCCAGGUUUGGGCAUGGCACUUUCCUUCUUUGCUUGGAGAACAUCUACAAGAAAGUGACGGGCCGGGAGCUGAAGUACGAGGCCUUGAUUGGCAAACCCAGCACAGUCACCUACCGCUAUGCCGAGUACUUGAUAAAACAGCAGGCAGAGAAACAGGGAUGGAAGUCUCCCAUCCGACGCCUCUAUGCAGUUGGGGAUAACCCUAUGUCCGAUGUCUAUGGGGCAAACCUCUACAACAACUACCUCAAGUCAGCUCACCAAAACCAGGUCCAGGCUGGGGUGAAGAGGAGCCUGCAGGCAUCCAGUCCCCAAAUGGAGGAUCACCUCGAGCUGAGGAAGGACUGCUGCAAUUCAGUGGAGAGUUGUGAGUCAAUUCUGGUCUGCACUGGGGUCUACCGCCACAACGCAGAUGUUCCCAGUAACAUGGAGAAGUCCAAGACAGAGUCGGUGUUCCAUGGCCAUCGGGACUUCUGCUUUGACCCCAGCUUGGUGGAGGCAUCUCACAUAGUGCAGGAUGUGAACGAAGCUGUGCAACUUGCUUUCAAGAAGGAGAACUGGAGCUAAGGUUAAGAGAAGUGUACUGACAAAUUUACUAUCAGGAAUUUUAUGGGCUGAAAAGGGAAGAGGGGACGAAUGGGGAGAGACCUGGGGUGAUCUUCUAAUCUAGCCAAUGUGAAAGAAGACUCCCUAUCUCAGCACUAAGCCCAUUGCUUUUAUUGAUACCAGUCUGCAACUGACAGGAAACUUUCAGCUGUGAACGUACUUUGCUGCCAUCAAUAAUCGAGCCGUAAUGGAAACAGGGUAUAAGGAAAAGACCUAUCCUAGCAAUCCCAGUUCUGUUCAGCCAUUAGAGUUCUUUCUUUUCCACUCUUUGUGUGUGAAGAUCAGGCAAGCCCACCCUCCUCCUCCUCAUGAUGUGUUUGAUGAUGAAGUUCUUCCCUGUGCAAGGAGCCAUCAUCAGCCAGUGCACCAUUUGUACAAGCUACUAUUCAUUCACUCUGUGAUGAGACCACACCAGAUGUUGUCUUGUGGUGACACUCUGCCAGGGGAAGACUUUAAAAUUCUCCUUAUGAAGAAUAAGUGCCUAUAGACUUUAACAAAUUCUGUUUGCUUGGGGGUUUGCCACUGCAUCGUUGUCAGUCUGAAACAAGGUCACAUUUUGCAGUCCUCCAGCAACUAUGGAGAGGCAGGGCCCCUCAAAGGAAGCUGCAGUAGCCAGAGCAACUUGCUACAGGACUGAGGGGAAAGUUAUGUUACUCCCUUCCCCCCUAUUUAGCAUUCUGUGAACGCUUCUGCCUUUUCACAUCCCACUAGGGAGCCAACAGCCUGCUUUCAAUAGCAGAGGAAACCACUACAGAGAUGGAAUUUCCAGGGGUGUCUUUGCCCAGAACUCAGUGUUGCAGUAAGAGGCUGUUUUGGCAUGUGCCGUGACCUCCAGUGUUGCAAGGGACAUCCACCUGCUCCAGCUGGCACACCUUCUAAAGGGGCCCCUGUUUAGAACAAGGGCCAACCAGAAAGAGUCACAGCCCACCUGUUCUUCCUUGCAUACAAGGAUUGAAAGAGGAGAUCAUCAAGCCAGAAUACAAAUGUACCUGUCCUUCACUUCCUUUUUUUUUGCCUCUUGCCUCAUGUGGUUUGCAAUUCAGACCAUAUGGUCUGAUCCCUGUUCCCUCCUCUUCCUUUAGCAUGCAGGUAAAGUUCCCCUAACAUGAAUUAGCAGCUGGGACUCACCUGCUGAGGAACGUUUCCAUAUUCUAAUGAUAUGCCUCUGUUUUCCUAGCUUGAGCUAUCCAGGGAAUGAUCAAGCCCUGUGUCUCUUAGACAGUCAAAAGAAGUUAAGCAAGCAUUGCUCAAAAAGCUACAUGUGAAAGAUUGGCUCAGCAGGGCACAUCUUAAUUCCAGAGGAGCAUUGUGAUUUUAGGAAUGUUGUGAUUUUUAGAAGCAUAAAUCAGCCUGUGUAUGUGACAAAAAAUCUUGGAAGCCAGCACAACUCGGUUGAUGUUCCUGCUCAGCUCACACCACACUGAGAGAUGAGAAAUAGGUCUUUUCUGCCUCCUCUUUCUCUCUUCCUGCUUUACCAAGCAGCUCCAUACACAGGGCACAAACAAGAUGUUCUGUGCAGAAGUUUGAGUUGUUCUUAAUUAAAAUCUCGGCAUCCAUGUGCACUGAUACUUUGCUUCAGCACUUUUCUAUCCUCUUGAUACUGAUGUGUCUUCCUAGGAAGGUCACGCUGCAGAGCAGGCUCUUUUCUUACAUUAUGCCAGGCUCUGUAUCUGAAGGGAACUGGUUGCACUGUGAGUGACUCAGGCAAAGAGGUCCUCUUUGCUUGGCUUCUUUCUCUAUACCUUAUUUUCUGAAUGGGAGCAGAAAAAUACCUCUUUGGGUGAAUCUCCCUCCUGUGAAAUUCAUAGUGAGAAGCAGUCUUUUCCUCUCUCAGCACUAGCUAGGGUUCUUCUGCUUUGUCUUGCCAGCACAAGAAUUGCUUGGUUGCUUCUGAAAGCAGCUGUAACUUGAGGAGCACAAUAUUAGAUUUGAAUCCUUUGCCUUUCACUGGAGAGAAAAAGAAAUUACCAUUUCUUGCACCUACACAAGAUGAGGACUUGUCUCCAGUUCCCAGGAUAAGUACAAGGAAGGACUUUGCAUAUAACAUAGGGAAGAUCUUUUAGCUUUCAGAACAUCACCACAGUCACAACUGGGCUGUAGACCCAGUGUGCAAAGCCUGAAACUUAGAGGCCCAAACCCCAUUUAUUCAUAGACUAGCUCUAAUGUCCCUCAGCCUCACUUUUCAGAGGUGAUAUCCAGUGCAGAAAGAGGAAUGCUCCCUUUCCUUGCAAUAUUUACUAACAUGAGUGUUAACUUUCAUAUGAUUAAUUGGAGACUGCCUUCUAGGCUGUGGUUACAUAGAUCUCAGAGAGCUGAUUGCUGGCAAUAGCCCCUCCACUUUGGUAGGUACUUCUCUGCAGAAAUACUAAAGUCUGUCCAUCCGUGUGGAAUAACCUUUGGCAGAGCUCGCUCGUGUCACUCAUUAAGAUUGUGGUGCCGGUUACUCAAAAACAAGGUGCUGCUGAACCAGUACUGGUUCCCUGAGGUUUGUAUCACUGCUGAAUCAGCUAUUCCAAAUGAAGCCAGGUAUACUGGCUGAUGCUCCAGUAAUGGCAGUAGCUUUGUGAAAGCGCAGAAGAACCUUGAGAAAUCACAAGAGGUUUGUAACCUCAUAUCAGAUAGCAUGGCACAUCUCAGCCAGAAAUGAGGUAGGUAGCAAGAGGAAAGAAGUGGCACCUCCUUCAACAAAGGAAGAGGUUUGCAUUUGCACAGAAUGAGCCAGGCAUUUCCAUCUUUGGAGCAGUAGCGAAGGCGAGCUGGCUGAUGUGAAUCCGCUUCAGAUUCCAGGUCUGCUUGUAGGUCCAGAUUUGGUCGUUUUUUUAAAACCAUGUUAGUGGUAUUGAAACAGUGCUCUGAGAGUCUUAAAAAUGCGUAGGAGGGACUUCAGUGAUAAGGAGUUAAAGAAAUGCUUUGCUUACAAGUUGAAAUUGGAACAGAGGGGAGGGAAGGAAAUCUAGAAGAAUCUUGUACCCUUUGCCCAAUUCUUACCAAGUAGGAUUGCAUAAAUGGCUCUGCUUGUUGGUUUGUGUACUAAUUAGUCAGAUGGGCUGCCUUUUGUCUGAGCAGCACGGACCUUUCCCCUUUUCCCAUGCUUAAGGCCUUGAAACGCUGCACUUUGUCCAAGUCAGUACCCAGGCAUGAGCACAGUGGAUAGGGGAGGAAAUUUGGGUUCUCCAGCUGCUGUUGGAUACUGGAUUGUGUAGGAUUCCUACAGAGAAAAGUAUUUGCCAGGUCUCUGUUCCAAGCGUUUUGUGCUAGAGUGCUGUGCAGGCUUCUAGCUUAUCUGCAGUUAAUUUAUGGACAUCUGUUAUUGCUAGAAUUCAGUGAAAUCCUUUUUCCUUGGAACUACAGCUUCCUGGAAUUAGCUUCAAGUGUCCCUGGAACAAAAACUUUCCUUUGUCUCUUGUAUUGUGCAGAGGUUGCAUUUCUGAAGCUGCAUUUCUUUCAUGUGGAGCAAGUGUGCUUCUGUGCAGAUUAUGGGACCAAGCAGGAGAGGGGACUUCGCUUGCUGACCUAAUACCUUAAUAUUUAUAUGAUGCGCUGUCCUAUAAAACAAACAUGUUGAAGACCUGAUCCUAAAAGCUCCAUCUUCCACAGAUGGAUGUGUUUUAGUUAAGCCUUGAGGGAGCUUUCAGUGAGGUGAGGCAACUGAGAAUAGCAGGGAGGAUCCAGCAGAGGGAUAGACCUUGUUUGGGAUCUGAAGCAGAGACCUUUUACACCAUGAAGUUACUUGGUGGUCAGAGAGGUCAAUUCACUUAUUCCACAGAACUCAUGCUACUACUAGCCUGGUUUUCAGGGAGUCAUAUAACACUACUGUCCCCUUUCUUCCAGUCUUAAACCUGAUGUGUCUUUUUCCCUCCAAUAAAUAGGUUAUGUUUCAGAUUAUGUCACAUACACUGUAGCAGAGUGAUUAGCAAUCAUACAGAGAAAUCACAAGCUGUGAUUAUUUUAGACUUCAUAUUAAUUUCAGCCCUCUUCCAGAGUUGCUCCUUUGAUCUAGCACAUACAACAAUAAUAAAAGAUGUUUUCUUUGAAAUAAA
Molecule: messenger RNA, 5396 nt
Organism: Apus apus (common swift)
Lineage: Eukaryota; Metazoa; Chordata; Aves; Apodiformes; Apodidae
Gene: HDHD5
Product: haloacid dehalogenase like hydrolase domain containing 5
Exons: 8
Coding region: 46-1317 (423 amino acids)
Biological process (GO): glycerophospholipid biosynthetic process
Cellular component (GO): mitochondrion
Source: RefSeq, a predicted model, not a curated record